UUGGAUUGAGGAAGGAUAGGGUAUUUGACGUGGGUUUUGCAUUUUCUCCUUGGAGCAAUUUGAGGCAGAUUCGCGAAUGUUUCAGCAGGUGGCGAAGAUCUUGUUGAAUUGCUGGGGACGAGAGCUGUGUGUGCGUGGAGGCGUUGAUGACCGUGGUGGAUUUUAGCGGAAGACACAGAAGUGGCAGUGUGAGUAAGGCAGCCAUGGCCUUGGUGGGCGCUGUUGGCGCUGUGGGUAUUGGAGGCGCUGCGUAUGUGUUGUGGCAGAUUCGGCCUAAGGACCCCUCAUUCGAGGUUAUUCACAUAGAGUUGAGUGGGUUUAAGGUGCGGUGGAUGACGGAGUCGUUGAUUCCCUACGCCGUGGUGGAUGUGGCUAUGAAGAUUUCCAUCAAGGUGACGAACCCGAAUAUUACGCCGAUCAAGUACACCAGCACCACCAUGGUCAUGUUCUAUCGGGGGACGAAAAUGGGGACAGCUGAUGUGGAAGCAGGGAGUCAGGAUGCCCGGAGUGACCAAGUGAUAGAAAUCCCUGCGAAGCUGGACGGGUUGAAGAUAACAGAACACUUAAAAGAGCUCUUUCAGGAUGUUAGGAAACGUGAGAUGGUGAUGAGCGCUGUCGUCACAAUUACUGGAGAUGCUAUCGUCUGGAAAAUAAGGCACAACUGGGAGGUGAGAGUGAACAGCGAUAUCAAAGUUGAUCCAAUUUUCCUGAAAGUACUGGAUCAAGAUAACCGAGUGGAGAUGGAGUUGGCUGCGGUUCCUGAACUAGAGUCCAAGGAAGCAGAAGAGGGCGAAACUCACGCCCAAACGGCUGAACAUAACAGUUAAUUCACGCUCUUGCUGAACUUAGAUAGAAAUCACUUUACUUAGCAGUCAGCAUUUCAAAUAUUUUUCAGCACAUGAAAUCAGCUGAGAUAUUCUGUAGCUGGAAAUCUCUAAAACCUGGCUCUGCAAAUUUCUUUGUGAGAGAGGUGGGGGAAGCUUUUUGGGAAACUAUGGCAUUCAGUUAGAGUUGGUGAAAAAGAAUGUACCUCAAUUUCUGUAGAUUAUUGUGAAUAGUGGGAUGACAGGGGUGAUUUAGGUUUAGACCUUUUUCAACUUGGAGUUGUUUCUGGUGACUGAAAUCUCCGCAGUGUCAUCAGGAAUAUUACUGUCAAGUGUGAAUUAUUAUAGGAGUUGUACAACAAAAAAGAAAUGAAGUAAAUGGACGAUCACCCAGCUUUACUUUCAGGAUCA
Messenger RNA from Physcomitrium patens, 1235 nucleotides. RefSeq lists its product as uncharacterized. NCBI's taxonomy places the organism in Eukaryota, Viridiplantae, Streptophyta, Bryopsida, Funariales, Funariaceae. Gene Ontology annotation, biological process: response to desiccation; defense response to other organism. The record is from RefSeq and is a predicted model, not a curated record.